CAUAGAGUUCGGAUCUGGGCCAAUGUCAUCGUUAUUAUGGCAGCAGCUCUCCUCGAAGAGAGCAACGCGCCUCCUUGUCCUUCACCCUGUAGACCCGAAAGAUCCAGGCCACAUCUCUGCUUCGCUCGUCGAGGCCAUAUCCUGGACGUGGGGAUUGGAGACGACGCAGGAGCCGAUCCAAGUCGAUGGUGAUGAAGUUUUUAUUCGUCAGCAUCUACGACAUUUCCUCCUGAAGUUGAGGAGAUUUGGGUAUGAGAGAACACUAUGGAUCGAUGCGCUUUGCAUCAAUCAACAUGAUCUGGUUGAGAAGAGUCGCCAGGUAGCCAUGAUGGGUGAGAUAUGCCAAAGGUGCGACGAAAGUACUGGGUUGGGUUGGGCCUGAGGCGAAUUGGAGCACGGAGGCACUGAGGUGGUUUAAAGAGGCGAUGCGGAAUCAGUACGGUAGGGCACCACUCAUGGACAUCAUUGGGACCGUCGCCCAAGCUCACCGAGACGAGAUCGUAUGCGCAUGGGAGGCCUUUCUAAGUAGGCCGUGGUUCAAGCGUACGUGGAUCGUGCAGGAGGUUGUGUUAGCAACGUGCCUCGAGAUACACUGUGGCAGCGAGAUGAUCUUGUGGGAAGAGCUGCCUGACAGUAAAGAAAAGAUGGUUACCGCUACGUCUGGCACUUUUCCAGAACAAUUCACCCAGCUUGAUGCGCGAAGACGAUCGUAUCAGAACUGUGAACGCAACGUGAGCCCUCGGGUGGACGAUCUUCACAUCGCUAAGCAGAUCCGGGACAUUGUGAUUGAGUUCCAUAUGUUCAAGUGCAGUGAUCCACGCGACCACGUCUAUGCCCUUCUCUCGCUUGUGGCAGACAUUCCCGGCACAGUUAAGCUGAAGCCUGAUUAUGCCUUAACGCCUGGACAAACGCUCGUCUCGGUAUUCAGGCAGACGCUGCCGGGUCUGAAACUGCGUUCGGCCAGGCCCACGAAGGUAUCUUACAUGCUUGACCUGCCAACUAGGGCCAUGGCCUUAGGCGGAUUGCUGAGGUUGGGCGGUCGUUUGCGUGAAGGUGUUGCGGACCUUUUGGAGCACGGUGUUCGCGCAGGAGACGACGAAGAGCUGUGGCGCGGCACGGCUCAAGAGAUCCGAGACCUCACUAGACUACCUUGACCUGCAAACGUGCCUCAACGCCGCUACGCUGUUCUAGAGCACGCUUUGAUAUA
Exophiala viscosa is the source of this 1207-nucleotide messenger RNA. RefSeq lists its product as uncharacterized. The transcript has a single exon. The record is from RefSeq and is a predicted model, not a curated record. NCBI's taxonomy places the organism in Eukaryota, Fungi, Ascomycota, Eurotiomycetes, Chaetothyriales, Herpotrichiellaceae. Bases 426 to 1154 code for a protein of 242 amino acids.